Molecule: messenger RNA, 575 nt
Organism: Dentiscutata heterogama
Lineage: Eukaryota; Fungi; Glomeromycota; Glomeromycetes; Diversisporales; Gigasporaceae
Source: the annotation of a GenBank genome assembly
UUCCCCAGUUCAAGAUCGCCAUUAUCGGUGCUAUUUCACGUUAUCUGGAAAAAAACCUAAAAAAGAAAGAAAUGUUUCCUGACGGAGACAAACCCUACAAAACUUUUGAAAUUGAUUCUGAUAACGAUAAUGAUAAUUAUGAUUCAGUAUCUAUUUAUUCAGAACAAACUACAAGAUCAACAGGAUCUAUUACAAGUCAAAGUACUAAUGUAUCACAGAUUUCUAAUCCAAAUAAAAUAAUGCAUUAUUUAGCUCACACACCUACUUAUAAAGAACAAGCUCAAUUUGAGAAAGAUAUUCUUAAUAUAACUAUUGAAAAUAGCUGGUUUUUUAGAUGGUUAGAUAGCAAAUCUAUUUCUAUGAUUAAUGAUAAUAAACAUGCACAACAUGAAGAAGAAUGGGAUAAACCAGAUUCAGAUGAGUUAGGACUUGACGAAAAUGCAAUAAUUUUAAAUCAAAUUGUGGUUAACGUAGAAACUGAUCAUUCGUCAAUAAAUAAAGAUGCAAAGUGGAAUCUUUGCUCUUUGUUUGGUCAAAAUCUUCCCACUCCACCAUAUUUUUCAGAAUUACAAUAA